AUGUUUGACAUUGAGACAAACAAGGUGAACAUUACAAAAGAGGAAUUAAAGACACUUGCAAUGGAUGAAACGAGAAGUGAUGACAUGAGGAUAAAAGCUCUUCUUUUACUUGUCAUAUAUUGUUUUAUCAUCCCCAGCUGUUGUGACAGAGGAUUGUCUAGCAGAUGGCUCGGGUUUGUAGAAAACUCCGCUAUUGUUCCUUUUCUUUGUAUACACAUAUUCGGUGUCAUUCUACAUCUAGACUCGAUUACAGCUACAGAUGGAGUUCAUGAUCUAUAAAACAUAAUGGUUUAGUAUUUGGAAAAGAGGUAUCGACCAAAAAAAGGAGGACAACGCCAGCUUAUCUUUCUGUACAAAUAUAGAUAAACUUAUCCAUGUUGCAACCGAUGUAUUUCAUGUUGUGAACAGUUGCAACCAAAAGGAAUAUUUAUCGUAUCAUUGGCUUUUUCUGUGAACAUUGGCCAACUACAAGGUAUGGUUUUGCAGCAACUGGGAAAUAUGUACUACUCAUCAUCUACAUGUUUCAUGGUGAAGUAUCAAAUUUGUCAAGUCAAUAUCAUCAUCAUCAUGUAUCCCUCUGCUAGUGUUGUUUUCAGAAGUUGGCGAGUUGAAAAGGUACUCAAUCCAUUAUGAUAGAAGUGGAAGAUCAAAGAUGCAGUUGGAUCCAUGAAGAUAUAUAAAAAUGUAUAAGUUGAUGGAACAAUCAUGAGACUUGAUGUAAAAGGGUACAAGCCUUAGAUUUUGUUUUAUCUUCGAGAGGAAAAUGGAGAAAUUCAAGUUCUAAACUCAUGGCCUCCUGACUUUGUAUGCUUCUUAAAGACCUGAUCAUUGCUGACAAUGGCUUUGCCCCCCUAACUCCUUGAAUUUGCAUAUUUAUAGUUGACAUUCAAGUAAAUUGAUGACUUGAUGUCAAUUAAGCCAUUUUUCUGAGUUUUUUUUUACUACAGGGUUGGAAGAACAUCUCUAAUGAUCAAGGCAAUAUGAUGUCAAAAGUUUUUUGGUUUGUAAAACUUGAUUCAUGCAUUUGUGGGUGUAUAAUGUUAUAUUAUAUUAAGACUUUUAAAAAAAAUACAUUACCCUCAUUUGAAAGAACUUGAAGGUACAUUUUUUGUGGAUGACAAGGCUAAAGAAAAUAGAGAUUGACAUUUCCAAAUAGCUUACUUAACCGAUUUAUGUGAAAUAAACAUCAUACAUUUAACAAUUGAUAGAAAAUCUACUUUUGGUCUUUUUUUCUAAAUUAACAUUCAUUUCCUGGAUACAUAAGUAAACAAAAAGUUUUGAAUUUUGUGGGACAACGGGUAAGGAUCAACCAUAUGAGGCCGGGUUUUAUGACUUUUCUAAUUUUGUUGGUUCAUGACUUCAUCAAGAACUUAUUAUGGGCAUUGGCAAAGGUUCAACGGUCUGAAACUAGCUGAUAAGUUUCCAUUACAAAUUUAAAAUAAAAUUGAAAUGUUUUCUAUAAUGUACCUUUAUUUCCUUCUGUCACAUACAUAGACACUUACACAUACAAUCUUGUAAAGCAAGAAAUACCAUCGUAUUUUCAUCAUUUACUCUAAUGUAACAUCCUAUUCUCCUAUGUUUGUUUGUGUGUGACUGUUCAGACCAUGACUCUCAUGUGUUCAUGGACAAAGCUGAAUUUUGAUGAUCGAGAUGUUGAUGGCUAUAAUUUUGAUGGUUUUUGCUGGAGGUGAAGGGCUUGCCAAAACAGUUCAGGCGUGUUAGAAUUGAUGUUGGUGUUACCUACGAUACAAUAAUUAACCAAUUAAUGGAAGUAUGUUGCUAUUGCAUUUAGCCAU
This is a messenger RNA of Lactuca virosa, 1796 nucleotides long. Lineage: Eukaryota; Viridiplantae; Streptophyta; Magnoliopsida; Asterales; Asteraceae. The record is from the annotation of a GenBank genome assembly.